GGCCGAUCGUCCUUCUAGUGUCACACAGGACGCAGAGUGCAUUGGGUGGUGAUCGUGUGUCGUGUUUUGCCGACAAACAACAAAAAUCCAGAAAGAUGUACGCCGCUAAGUUGGUUGCCCCUGCCCUUUCGAGGAGCCUAGCUACGCGCACCGUGCGCCCCGCUACCCAAAUCCUGGCUCAAAGUUCAUCCAACAACCAGAGCCAGACCACACUUGCGCCCGUGUCCUCUGUGUUCGGCACCUUGGCUCCUUUGAGGCCUCUGCACACUUCCAGCCCCGUGAGGGACAUCGACUCAGCUGCCAAGUACAUCGGUGCGGGAGCCGCCACCGUCGGAGUGGCCGGAUCUGGAGCUGGAAUCGGCUCCGUGUUCGGAUCUCUGAUCAUCGGCUACGCCAGGAAUCCAUCUCUUAAGCAACAGCUCUUCUCGUACGCUAUCCUGGGAUUCGCCCUGUCCGAAGCCAUGGGACUUUUCUGUCUUAUGAUGGCCUUCCUGCUGCUGUUCGCUUUUUAGAUUUUAUCCCCUCCAUCGAUACGGUCUUCAGCAUAGAACCGCCGCUCGACGAGCCAUCUCCACCAAGAGCAUCGAGAACUGAAUGGUGUGUGAAUGCUACGAGCACCAAAUGAAAGGGGUUAGGAUGUAUGUAAAAGUUUUAUGAGAAUAAAAACUCAUUAAAGAUCGAACU
Molecule: messenger RNA, 684 nt
Organism: Galendromus occidentalis (western predatory mite)
Lineage: Eukaryota; Metazoa; Arthropoda; Arachnida; Mesostigmata; Phytoseiidae
Gene: ATPsynC
Product: ATP synthase, subunit C
Exons: 1
Coding region: 96-512 (138 amino acids)
Biological process (GO): proton motive force-driven ATP synthesis; proton transmembrane transport
Molecular function (GO): proton transmembrane transporter activity
Source: RefSeq, a predicted model, not a curated record